CAUUUGUCUUGUUACUACCUACUAUAACUAUUUCUCUCUCUCACUUGCUGCAGGCACUUGAUUGGAAGUUGAAAAUCAACAAAAACUUAUCAAUCUCUCUUUUUCUCUUUCUCUCUCCGGCACCUCUUGUUAAAAAAUUGUUCUUUUCACCGAAACCCGUAAAGGGUCCUGAGCUAGCUUCUUCUCCAUCCAUGGUCCUGAUUUUUUUCUUCCUCUUGUUUUCAGCUUCUAUAUGCAAAAGGGGGUGGACCAAAUGCUGCAAAAUAUUUAUAAUGUAGUUACUCACUAACCACCUAAGCCAUGAAAACCAAAAUUUUUCCCACUUGGGUAUUCUGCGAAAAUUGGUGCAUUUGUUUAUCCCUCUAGUUUAAGCCGUGGUUGGAUCUGCAUUUGGUGUGCAGGAACUUUGGCAAAAAGGUUGAACUUUGAUGGUUAAUUUUGAGAGGCUUCAAGUGUGAGCCACAUGAAGAACUUGAAGUGGCACAAGCAAAUUUCCAACAGUGGCAACAAGUUGGGGAGAAGGCUUUCGCUUGGUGAGUAUAACCGUGCAGUGUCAUGGUCCAAGUAUUUGGUGUCACCAGGGGCUGAGAUAAAGGGUGAAGGAGAAGAGGAAUGGAGUGCAGAUAUGUCUCAGUUGCUCAUUGGAUCCAAAUUUGCCUCUGGAAGGCACAGCAGAAUCUACAGAGGGGUUUACAAGCAAAAAGAUGUGGCAAUUAAGCUGAUUAGUCAACCUGAGGAGGAUGAGGACUUGGCUGCUUUUCUUGAGAAGCAAUUCACUUCUGAGGUGUCCUUGCUCCUCAGAUUAGGCCACCCAAAUAUUAUUACUUUUAUUGCUGCUUGCAAGAAACCUCCUGUGUUUUGCAUAAUAACUGAAUAUUUGGCUGGAGGUUCACUGGGAAAAUUCCUGCAUCACCAACAACCAAAUAUACUUCCACUAAAGCUUGUUCUGAAGUUAGCCCUCGACAUUGCGCGGGGGAUGAAAUACCUUCAUUCUCAAGGGAUUCUUCAUAGGGAUCUCAAAUCAGAAAAUCUCCUUUUGGGGGAAGAUAUGUGUGUAAAAGUAGCAGAUUUUGGUAUCUCAUGCUUAGAAUCUCAGUGUGGCAGUGCAAAAGGAUUCACCGGAACAUACCGUUGGAUGGCGCCCGAAAUGAUCAAAGAAAAGCAUCAUACCAAAAAAGUAGAUGUGUAUAGUUUUGGCAUAGUUCUAUGGGAGCUUUUGACAGGAAAGACUCCAUUUGACAAUAUGACACCAGAACAGGCAGCAUAUGCAGUUUCGCACAAGGAACAGUUUCCGUUUGCAUUAUUGUUUACACGAAGAUGGAAACAUGGGCAUGCAUAAUUAUCUAUGUAAAGUUGUUAUUAUUAUUCCUCACACCCUUUCAUUUUAUAAUUUCAACCCACUAUGUUGAGUAUGUUCAUGAACUAUUUUGGCCACUAUUGUUUACACAGUGUCAAAAUUGAAUAUUUUAGUAUACAUAGUUACAUAUGCAUACAUAUGUUUGUAUGUUCGUUUUCAUUAUCUACUUUAAUACUACUAUUACUAUGUCUGUAUGCAUGCACUUGACUAUGUAACCCAUUUUGAUGGUUAAUGUGCCCCGAAUCUUUCUCAAGCGUGUUGGCGUUGUGGGCAACAAUUAUUCUCUGUCUAUGAUCUUUACAGAGCAUGUGGUUGUUUGUGAUUAUGAUAGCCUUGCUUAUCCAAGCUAGGCACCUCAAUUGCAACAUUGAAUUACGAUAAUAAAAAAAAUACAAAUAAAAAUUUAGAGGUUUCUUUAUUUUUUGCCUGACAUAUAUAGAUGAUGGUUACUUUUCCAACAUUUAUAAGAUAUGGUAUUGUGAUAUAACAUUAUUUAUGAAAAUCAAUGAUGGCUACCACCCCUGCUUCCCUGUCACAUGCACAGCACAUCAGAACUAGGUGCCAUAUAAUUGAAUCACUAAUUGAAAGAGAAGCUUUUUUUUUUUUUUCCCCUCCUUUUUGAUAUUGCUUCCAAUCAAUCAGAGAAAUGCAAGAACUAUAUACAUAGUCCAAUCUAACUUUUCUCGUUCAUUGUCUUUGCACAUGCUACAAUAUCCCAGAGAUAUACUUUGAAUCUAUAAUUGAAAAAAAUAUACUGAGAAUAUACAGGUCAUUAACUAAAGGCGGUUAAUGUUACUGUUUUGCCAUAGGCAUGUUCCAUGCAUGGGACUUGUGAAACUCAACAACAUGGCUUCAUAUAUAUGCUUUGGAAAGUGGGAUUUAAUUUCUGUGCAUUAUUUGUAUAAAUUAUAUUGACAAUCAAUAAUUGUGCUAGAUAUGAUUUUUAAAAUAGUUGGUAUAUAAGUUAAUAAGUUAAUAAAUUCACGAUACAUGUUAAUUUGUAAUUAAAUAAUAGUAAGUACAUAGAUGAUUUAAUCUCUUAGUUUUGCUAGCUUUAUGGGUUUCGAGCAUGCUAGUAUAAACUUCUUCAUAAGCACGUCUAAGAGAGAAGAAAAUAAGAAAAAUAAGUAAAAUAAAUUUCUCCAAAAGCUAAAAUGAGCUUAUGCAUAAGUUAACAUGUAAUUGGCUUCUCCAAAAUCUUAUUUUUAACUUAGGCAUAAACCAAUUUUAGUUUUUGUAAAAAUUCAUUUUAUUUUUUUCUUCUGUCAGGUCUUAUAGAGAAGUUUAUUGAAAUAGACCCUUUAUAACUACGAGUGCUUCUCUUCUUGAUUGAUUCACAUUUGAAAAGUAAAGUGGGGUUUUAUAUAAUUUUAUUUUCAAACUCAAUUU
Molecule: messenger RNA, 2746 nt
Organism: Glycine soja
Lineage: Eukaryota; Viridiplantae; Streptophyta; Magnoliopsida; Fabales; Fabaceae
Product: serine/threonine/tyrosine-protein kinase HT1-like
Exons: 3
Coding region: 464-1339 (291 amino acids)
Biological process (GO): protein phosphorylation
Molecular function (GO): protein kinase activity; ATP binding
Source: RefSeq, a predicted model, not a curated record